Molecule: messenger RNA, 8148 nt
Organism: Coregonus sp. 'balchen'
Lineage: Eukaryota; Metazoa; Chordata; Actinopteri; Salmoniformes; Salmonidae
Source: the annotation of a GenBank genome assembly
AUGGCGACUGGAGUGAGACAGGAGCUUGCACAGCUUAUGAAUUCAAGCGGAUCUCACAAAGAUCUCGCUGGAAAGUAUGUAUUGGCCAAAAUGGAUGAAAAUAUAUAUGCAUGGAGAUAUACAUUACUUUAGACCUGAGUGUCAUGUUUACAGUUAAUUAUAAAUAUGUCAAUGAGCAGCCCGCCGAUGCUAGCUAGCAACAGCUAUUAGCAUCACACUGCGGCUAGCAUAGGUAGUUAGACGUUUUACCGGUAUGUAGCUAACUACCGGUAUGUUAGCUAAUAUUAGUUAGCUAGCUAGCUAGACAGUGUCUGUGGAUAAAAGUAUUGCCAAAUGUAUUGUGUUGUCAACAGUGUGCACUGGUCGAUUAGCUACAGUUAAUUUUAUUAACGUCAGCUAGCUAUGGCUUUUAGUAAUGUAACUAGCUAGCUUAAGAUAGCUAACCCAUUUAGCUAGCUAACUGUAGUUGGCUUUUGAUUUGAUGUGUGUAUUGAUUUGCAUUUGGUAUUGCAGGCUUGCUAUUCCAUUUCCAUUGUCAUUUCAGAAAGUGCCUUAGUGAAAAUAAUUGUCAAUUCUUAAGUCAUGAAUAUAAUUUCUCAUUUAAGAUAGCUAGCUAGCUAAUACACCCCUUGUUUUAUCAAUUGUAGAUAUCGACAGAUUCUUGAGAAGGCCAUCCAAUUCACAGAUGCAGAACAAUUGGAAUCAUUAAAAGCAUUCGUUGAAGCAAGUACGUAUCCUGUAUAAAGUAAAGGAUAGAAUAAGUCCUGCUUACCAUUUACUAACCUGUUACAUAAAGUCCCCCUUUUCCUUUGUACAAUCAUUACUCAUAAAUCACAUUACUGUAAAUCCUUUCUAACUGUAAUACUCUCCUGUCCUGCAGUGGUCAAUGAGAACGUCAGCUUAGUGAUCUCUAGACAGCUGCUGACAGACUUCUGCACAAACAUACCCAGUCUUCCUGACAGCACAGCCAAGUCAGUUUACCACUUCACACUAGAGAAGAUACAGCCCAGGGUCAUCUCAUUUGAAGAACAGGUGAGUACUGUAAUCAUUUCCUCGGGGGCCUGAGUAUCUGCUGGUUUGACCUUUUGUCUGGCACUUGAUUGCUCACCAAGUGCACAGUGCACACACCUGGUUUCCCAGAUCUAGCCUAGACACUGGUUUGAAAUAAAUAAUACAAAUGUCUACCCUAUGUCUAAAUCCCAUGUCUACCCCCAGGUGGCCUCCAUCAGACAGCACUUAUCCACCAUCUAUGAGAAGGAGGAGGACUGGAGAAACGCUGCUCAGGUUCUAGUGGGCAUUCCUCUGGAGACAGGACAGAAGUAAGUCAAUUUAGUCCAGUGUUUCCCAAUCUAUUGCUGGGCGAUCCGCCGGGAGUGUACAAUUUGGUUCUAGCUGAGCACUAACACGUCUGAUUCAACUAAUCAACCCUCUUGUCCUCUUGUUCAGGCAGUACAAUGUAGACUAUAAGUUGGACACGUACCUGAAGAUUGCCCGUCUGUACCUGGAGGAUGAUGACCCUGUUCAGGCCGAGGCCUACAUCAACAGAGCCUCUCUGCUCCAGAACGAGUCCACCAACGAACAGCUACAGGUACACUACAAAGUGUGCUACGCCAGAGUGCUGGACUACAGGAGGAAGUUUAUUGAGGCGGCUCAGAGGUACAACGAGCUCUCCUACAAGUCCAUCGUCCAUGAGACCGAGCGUCUAGAGGCCCUGAAACACGCUCUCCACUGCACCAUCCUGGCAUCAGCAGGUACCUGACACUGUUAUUACAUUGGUUUGUCUAUUGUCUGUCACGACAUCGUGAAAGGCGUGUAGUCAAAGCCACUCUAACUGUGUCAUUACUUUUUUGGCUCCAGUUUUUUGUUGCACUGUAUUUAGACUGCAAGGUAGUAACAGUAAAGUUCAAUCUCCCUCUUCCUUUUCCCUUCUCGACCUCUCUCUCUCCUCCCUCUCUCCUCUCUCUAUCAUCUCUCUCUCCUCCCUCUCUCUAUCCUCUCUCUCCUCUCUCUCUCCCUCUCCUCUCUCUAUCCUCUCUUUUAUCCUCUCUCUAUCCUCUCUUUUAUCCUCUCUCUAUCCUCUCUCUUUCCCUCUCUCCUCUCUUUCUCCAGGCCAGCAGCGCUCCCGUAUGUUAGCUACCCUGUUUAAAGACGAGCGCUGUCAGCAGCUGGCGGCCUACGGCAUCCUAGAGAAGAUGUACCUGGACCGCAUAAUCAGGGGGAACCAGUUGCAGGAGUUUGCUGCCAUGCUCAUGCCCCACCAGAAAGCCACCACGGGGGAUGGUCAGUCUCCCACCUCAGCCUCUCUCCAUAGUCCUUAGUUAUUUCAUUGAUUGUGUAAUAAGAAAAUAUGCUCAGCUGCAUUACUGUGGGCUUCUGUUUCUAGGCUCCAGCAUAUUGGACAGAGCCGUUAUUGAACACAACCUACUGUCUGCUAGCAAACUUUACAACAACAUCACGUUUGAAGAGCUGGGGGCGCUUCUGGAGAUCCCUCCCGCUAAGGUAAGAUGGAUUUCAACGUACAAGACCCAACAGUACUUUCACAGGCGUACGUUUUUUUCCGGAGGGGUGUAGGUAGGUAGGUCUAGGGUUUUGGUAAUGCGUUCCGUGACUUAUUGUAUUUGUAAAUGGUGAAAAUCAGGCCCGUUUUAAACUAUUCUUUCAUUUGUUACCAAGAGUGACAGUUUGCCUGUAGGCAUAUCAUCUUAUUCCUCAAGACAUUAACUAUCUGAUGGAGAAAAUCACUUUUCAGGGAAAGAUGUUAGGGAUGUAAUUUAUGAUUAAUGUAGUGUUUGAGGGCGUGACCAAAACCUUUAGUAUGGGAGGUUGAAGUAAAAAAAAAAUAUAUAUAUUCGGGAAGUUUCACAGACAUACAUCAUUAAAACAAAUGAACAAAAAUAAAAUUGAGAUUUUUAAGAUUUAUUUGAAUGUGAUUUUUAACAAACAGCAAGAUCGCUACGAGGUAAUUCUUGAACCUUGUCCUCACCGUAUCUGUGGUAGGCCCUGUUGAACUGUGUAUAAAAUCACCUGCCAAAUCAACUACCUUUACAAUGAAGAAGCUGUCAAAACCAAAAACAAAAUUGUAGACCUGCACCAGGCUGGGAAGACUGAAUCUGCAAUAGGUAAGCAGCUUGGUUUGAAGAAAUCAACUGUGGGAGCAAUUAUUAGGAAAUGGAAGACAUACAAGACCACUGAUAAUCUCCCUCGAUCUGGGGCUCCACGCAAGAUCUCACCCCGUGGGGUCAAAAUGAUCACAAGAACGGUGAGCAAAAAUCCCAGAACCACACGGGGGGACCUAGUGAAUGACCUGCAGAGAGCUGGGACCAAAGUAACAAAGCCAACCAUCAGUAACACACUACGCCGCCAGGGACUCAAAUCCUGCAGUGCGAGACGUGUCCCCCUGCUUAAGCCAGUACAUGUCCAGGCCCGUCUGAAGUGCAUUUGGAUGAUCCAGAAGAGGAUUGGGAGAAUGUCAUAUGGUCAGAUGAAACCAAAAUAUAACUUUUUGGUAAAAACUCAACUCGUCAUGUUUGGAAGACAAAGAAUGCUGAGUUGCAUCCAAAGAACACCAUACCUACUGUGAAGCAUGGGGUUGGAAACAUCAUGCUUUGGGGCUGUUUUUCUGCAAAGGGACCAGGACGACUGAUCCGUGUAAAGGAAAGAAUGAAUGGGGCCAUGUAUCGUGAGAUUUUGAGUGAAACCCUCCUUCCAUCAGCAAGGGCAUUGAAGAUGAAACGUGGCUGGGUCUUUCAGCAUGACAAUGAUCCCAAACACACCGCCCGGGCAACGAAGGAGUGGCUUCGUAAGAAGCAUUUCAAGGUCCUGGAGUGGCCUAGCCAGUCUCCAGAUCUCAACCCCAUAGCAAAUCUUUGGAGGGAGUUGAAAGUCUGUGUUGCCCAGCGACAGCCCCAAAACAUCACUGCUCUAGAGGAGAUCUGCAUGGAGGAAUGGGCCAAAAUACCAGCAACAGUGUGUGAAAACCUUGUGAAGACUUACAGAAAACGUUUGACCUGUGUCAUUGCCAACAAAGGGUAUAUAACAAAGUAUUGAGAAACUUUUGUUAUUGACCAAAUACUUAUUUUCCACCAUCAUAUGCCAAUAAAUUCAUUAAAAAUCCUACAAUGUGAUUUUCUGGAUUUUUUUUUCUCAUUUUGUCUGUCAUAGUUUGAAGGUAACACUAUGAUGGAAAAUACACGCCUCUCUCAUCUGUUUAAGUGGGAGGAGAACUGCACAAUGGUGGCUGACUAAAGACUUUGUUUCCCCACUGUAUAUAUAUUUAUAUUUUAUGGGAUUUUCACAGACAUACAGUAUUUAUCCCAAAAUAUAAACGCAAUAAUAUUUUGAGGUCUGUUAUUAUGAAAGUUGAAGUGUGAGUUUUAAAAGCAAGCAACAUUACAUAGAAGGCUUGAAUUUUGAAUAUAUAUGUUGUUGUGCAGGACGAUUAUCUCCAUGGUGAGGUCCCUGGUUACAGAUGCAGUCUGGUAGGGUACAAAAUCACUACUUUACUAAUGAAUGAGGUGUGAAACCAAAAAUGCAGAACUAAAAUACAGUGAAAUAAAAGCCUUAUUUGGCUCUGUCGCUCUCUCUCUCUCUCUCUCAAUUUCUCGGUUGAAGACAGAGGGAACAGGAACGGAAUGUGCACUCCCCUUAUAAUACCGGUAGUCUCCUAUUGUUCAUCUCAAGUGCUCAAAGCUGAUGUUUUUGUUAACGUAAAGGGUGUCCUUGUCAUUCUAAAGACUCAUAUUGUGUCAUAUUUAAGGAACUAGGCUACUUCAGAUAAUGGGAUUGGGGAUACAGUACUCAUAACCAUGUGAAAAUGUAGAGCCCUAUUUUAAUAUUUAGGUUAUUCUUAUUACCCAGUCAUUCAUCGCAUGCCUAUCUUAUAUCCCACAGUAUGUGUUUCUAGUACAGAACGUUUCUGUCGCUAUUCUCCCCAGUAUUACUUUUUCAACUGUGCUGAAUUGAAAAUAUUGUAGAGUUAGCUAUGUGAACUACUCAUUGGUUUAUGUGUUAAUGCACUAGGCUACAACGUCCAUAUAAGGAGUAAACCUAUGAGAUAUUUGUUGUUGAAAGAAUGUGAACGGCAUGUCUAGUUACAGUGGACUUGGUGUACAUAUUGAAUUGAAAAGUGGGAUGGAGUUAGUCAAUUAUAACGGGAGUGAGACGCUAUACUACAUUUCUCCAUUGGGCUGGGUGAGACCAAAAUACAUGAAUUUGUAGGUAAUGCAUACCUUUACUGCUGACACAUACAGGUAACUGCCAAAAUAAAGUAAACAACAACAUAAAGGGUCUUAAUAGGGUGUUGGGCCAGAACAGCUUCAAUUUACCUUAGCAUAGAUUCUAUAAGUGUCUGGAACUCUAUUGGAGGGAUCCGAGAACAUUCUUCCACAAGAAAUUCCAUCAUUUGGUGUUUUGUUGAUGGUGGUGGAAAACACUGUCUCAGGCACCGCUCCAGAAUCUCCCAUAACUAUUCUAUUGGAUUGAGAUCUGGUGAUUGAGACACAUACCCUUUAAACCCCCUAUGCUCCUUUGAGACCAAUCUUUCAAAGUCACUGAGAUCUCUUCUUCUAGCCAUGGUAAAACAAUGGGCAACUGGGCAUUUUUAUACACCCUAAGCAUGAUGGGAUGUUCAUUUCUUAAUUAACUCAGGAAACACACGUGUGGAAACACCUGCUUUAAAUAUACAGUACCAGUCGAAAGUUUGGACACACCUACUCAUUCAAGGGUUUUUCUUUAUUUUUACUAUUUUCUACAUUAGAAUAAUCAUGUAGUAACCAAAAAAGUGUUAAACAAAUCAAAAUAUAUUUGAGAUUCUUCAAAGUCGCCACUCUUUGCCUUGAUGACAGCUUUGCACACUCUUGCCAUUUUGAUUUGUUUAACACUUUUUUGGUUACUACAUGAUUCCAUAUGUGUUAUUUCAUAGUUUUGAUGUCUUCACUAUUAUUCAACAAUGUAGUAAAUAGUAAAAAUAAAGAAAAACCCUGGAAUGAGUAGUUGUGUCCAGGGAUUUGACUGGUACUGUAUACUGAACAAAAAUAUAAACGCAACAUGUAAAGUUUUGGUCCCAUGUUUCAUGAGCUGAAAUAAAAGAUCCCAGAAAUUUUCCAAAGGCACAAAAAGCGUAUUUCUCUCAAAUGUUGUGCACAAAUUUGUUUACAUCCCUGUUAGUGAGCAUUUCUCCUUAACAAGAUAAUCCAUCCACCUGACAGGUGUGGCAUAUCAAGAAGCUGAUUAAACAGCAUGAUCAUUACGCAGGUGUGCCUUGUGCUGGGGACAAUAAAAGGCCACAUAAGCCGCCUCCAACGUCGUUUUAGAGAAUUUGGCAGUAUGUCCGACCGGCCUCACAACCGCAGACCACGUGUAACCACCCAAGACCAGGACCUCUACUUUCGGCUUCUUCACCUAUGGGAUCGUCUGAGACAAGCCACCCGGACAGCUGAUGAAACUGAGGAGUAUUUCUGUCUGUAAUAAAGCCAGUUUUGUGGGGGAAAACUCAUUCUGAUUGGCAGGGCCUGGCUCCCCAUUGGGUGGGCCUAUGCCCUCCCAGACCCACCCAUGGCUGCUCCCCUGCCCAGUCGUGAAAACCAUAGAUUAGGGCCUAAUGAAUUUAUUUUAAUUGACUGAUUUCCUUAUAUGAACUGUAACUCAGUAAAAUCGUUGAAAUUGUUGCAUGUUAUGUUUAUUUUUGUUCAGUAUGCUUAAUUUAUUCAAAUGUUUCCUUUAUUUUGGCAGUUACCUGUACAUGUUGGCUGUAUUGUGGUGAAGUUUUACAGUAGUUAUGUACACAGACUAACUAGCACCUAACAACACUUCAUACUCGUAUUGGCCUGAAAUGAAUCUGACCAUGUUUCACUGGCCUGAUCCAGAAACAACCCCUAGCAUCUACCGGUAACCCCUACCCACUUCAUGAGGAUCUGAAAUGAUUGUAUGAUAAGCCAGCGAUUCUCAACUGGUGGGUUGCGAGCCAAAUUUGGGUCGAUGGGUCACUGGUGUCUGAGUAAAGAAACAAAACUACAACCAGGUAGAAAGUGUGUAGAAAUGAUCAUGAACCUACAUUAAUUCAAUUUUUAGAUUCAAUUAUAUAUUUGUUUUAUUGACAACGAAAAAGGUGGGAAUGUUGUUCCCCAAUAUAGCAUAACAUUUUUGUUUUCAGAUUGCAUUUUGGCCCCAAAAAAUUGGGAUUUGAAUAUUGGGUCACGACUGAGACAACCUGGUUCAUUUUACAUUUUAGUAAUUUAGCAGACGCUCUUAUCCAGAGCGACUUACAGUUAGUGAGUGCAUACAUUUUUCAUACUGGCCCCCCCUGGUGUUGCAAGCGUCAUGCUCUACCAACUGAGCUACACAGGGCCCGAAGCAAAACCAGUUGAGAACCACUGCGCUAAGCAAUAUGGCUAUGGGGCAAGGGGCAAGGGGCUAGGGUUGUUUCUGGCCAGGGCUGUUCUAUUAACUUGUUGCAGACAUGUUCCUAUGCAGUAGUUGGUAGUGUGAGUGUGCCAGGGCGAUGCCAGUGAACUGUCCCUGUGUGUCUGUUCCCAGGCUGAGAAGAUCGCCUCCCAGAUGAUCACAGAGGGACGCAUGAACGGCUUUAUCGACCAGAUAGACGGAAUCGUCCACUUUGAGAGUGAGUAGUUAGGAGUUAGCUGUGCCCAGACUCCUCUAUUUACAGAAGGCUAUGCCCUCUGCCCAGUUAGCUCUAGGAGGAUGAAAUGCCUCUCUCUAGGCUAGGGCCUGGUUACUUUCUGUCAGCACAAGAUUCCAUGGUUCCUUUUUAAGUUUCUGCUUUUCUAGCUAAUGUAAUCCUAGGCUCUUUUUUAAAUUUUUUAUUAUUAAAACAUUAUUGUGUUGUUAUUCCUUUUCAAUAAGAUACUAACCCUCUCUCUUGCUCCCUCUUUCUCCAUUGCUCACCGUCUCUCAGCACGGGAGCCCCUGCCCACCUGGGACAAGCAGAUCCAGUCUCUAUGUUUUCAGGUGAACAACCUGCUGGAGAAGAUCACUGCUGCUGCUCCUGAGUGGACAGCCCAGGCCAUGGAAGCUCAGAUGACCCAGUAGACUGACUGAUACCCCCUGGCCCGGAACAUCCCACAUGACCCCCCACACCAGGGCACACCCCCUGGCCCGGAACAUCCCACAUGACCCCCCACACCAGGGCAC